This is a messenger RNA of Botrytis deweyae, 1740 nucleotides long. RefSeq lists its product as uncharacterized. Gene Ontology annotation, biological process: amino acid transmembrane transport. Lineage: Eukaryota; Fungi; Ascomycota; Leotiomycetes; Helotiales; Sclerotiniaceae. Gene Ontology annotation, cellular component: membrane. Gene Ontology annotation, molecular function: L-amino acid transmembrane transporter activity. The coding region runs from base 1 to 1740 and encodes 579 amino acids. The record is from RefSeq and is a predicted model, not a curated record. The transcript has 8 exons.
AUGUCGGAGACCAAGGAUUCAGGAAUUGUGGUAAACCGCCAUACUGGAGAAGCGGAAGUCAGAGAACUUGGAGCGCUAGAGUUCAUUCAUGUAUACGGAAAUAACGGAUCGAAACCAUCGUAUCAAGAAGCUUCAGGAGCACCAGUCGAAAAUGAAUCGCCUCUUGGUUUGCAAGUUACGUGGUUCACUACAAUCUUUUUGAACAUUGGUCAAAUGAUUGGCACAGGUGUCUUCUCAACUCCCGCAAGCAUCUUGUCAGCAGUGGGUUCAGUCGGUCUAGCUAUGAUCUAUUGGACACUCGGUCUACUCAUCUCCGGUUGUCAAUUUUCAAUCUAUACCGAACUCGCCAGUUUCUUUCCGAAUAGAUCUGGAGCUGAAGUAGUGUACCUGGAACAAGCGUAUCCGAGACCAAGAUAUCUUCUGCCGACCACGUUCGCUGUGCAAUCGGUUUUACUUUCCUUCAGCAGUAGUAAUGCUAUUGUCAUGGGUAAUUAUCUAUUUGCUAUGGCUGGUUACACACCCUCAUCUUGGGAGCAGAAGGGAUUGGCAGUUGCUUGCAUAACUUUCAUUACCCUUCUGGUGAUAUUUAGCACUAAACAUUCUCUCCGAAUAUCAAACGUGAUCGGAGUGAUCAAGCUCAUAACGCUCAUAUUCAUCUCAAUCGCGGGUCUCGUGGUACUAGGUGGCCACACUAAUGUUGCAAAUCCCACAGAGAACUUCAAAAAUGCCUUUUCCGGUACGACAAAUAGUGGUUAUGGACUGGCAAAUGCACUAGUCAAAAUAACCUUUGCCUACGCUGGAUAUGCAAAUGCAUUCAAUGUGAUUGCAGAAGUAAAAGACCCAAUAAGAACCAUAAAACGUACCGGACCCGCUUCGCUUCUCGUUGUGGCUAUUCUCUACAUUCUUUGCAAUAUCGCUUAUUUUGCAGCUAUCCCUAAAGAAACUCUCAAAGAAUCAAAUCAACUCGCCGCCUCUCUUUUCUUCACCGCAGUAUUUGGUGCCGGUAAAUCUGUUCGCGCGCUCAAUUUCCUCAUCGCUCUGUCGGCAUUUGGAAACAUUGUCUCAGUCACCAUAGGGUCAUCUCGCAUCAUCAGAGAAUGCGGUCGUCAAGGUGUACUUCCAUAUCCUCGUAUGUGGGCUUCUACUCGACCUUUCGGAACUCCUCUUGCUGCUUACAUUCUAAAAUGGGGUUUGACUAUUCUCAUGAUUUUGGCCCCACCUUCAGGUGAUGCUUUCAAUUUUAUCGUGGAUUUGUAUAGUUAUCCAAGUAAUCUGUUUUUAUUCGCAUUGACUGCGGGAUUACUCAUUAUUAGGAGGAACAGAAAGAAACUAGGUAUCGUGGACGAUGACUUUAAAACGUGGGAUGUAGCGAUCUAUUUCUCAUUGGCGGUUAAUAUUUUCUUACUGGUUAUGCCAUGGUAUCCUCCUCCCGGAGGAGCUAAUGGUGGCGAUGUGAGCUUUUGGUAUGGUACUUAUUGUGCCGUUGGCUUGGGUAUCAUGGGUGCCUGUAUCCUCUACUACGCUUUCUGGAUCUACAUUCUGCCGUACUUUGGUAAAUACCAGAUCCGGCAAGAAUUGAUAGUUAUGGAUGGUGAAAGUUCAAAAGCUCAUCGGCUGAUCAAAGUACCAAAUGCUGAGCUGGAAGCUUGGGACAGAGAGCAUGAUGCGUUGGGGAGAAAAAUCGAUUCAAGUUCGCCAUCGGAGGAUGGUGGGGCUGAGAACGUUUUGGAAAAAGAGUGA